CACGACCCGGACGAUUCCUCCAAUGAGAGAAACGCUUUCCGCUUUUCUUUCCUUGUAUCUUCCCAGAACGCUCCGCCACCCGUCCUCCCACGCUUCUUAUGGCGGUGCCGCGGGUCGCCAUGAAGUGUUGGCCGUGAAGCACUUGUUUAGGUUCUUUACACUUUCCUCGGCAUCUCGAUUGUAGAGGAAUCGCGGAAGAAGCACAAGGAUGACGCUUUUAUCAGCUACAGAGCUGGAAAGAGGCGAAUUUUGAUCCUCGUUCGUGUAUUCUUUAACUUGGUUUUUUGAGCCGGGAAAAGAUGGCAACUUUGCCUGCUUUCAACCUAUCCCAUGUUAAAACUUCUUGAAUUUGACCAGUUGGAGGAGAAAAGAAACUUUGUUCCAACAAUUUACAUAUGUCGUUCUCUGACGUAGAGAUUCACUUUGGUUUUGGCUCACGGGUCCUUUCCAGAAUAAAAGGAAUUUGGCUUACAGGGCUGACAUGUGGAGCUUGGCACGUCGGUAGGGCAAGAUCUUAUUCCUUUCUUCAACAGGAGAACUAAAACAGAUCAUAUUCGACAACUCUGGAAGUUCUGAAGGGGUGAAAUUUAGAAACUGGAAAUUGUGAGCUUUCAUCUCCUUUCAGACUUGCCAUCCUGACAGUUCUGCCCAAUUUGGAGUUGGUGCUUAAUUUGAGACUCAUUCAUUUAGUUCCUCAAUGUUAGAGGGCCAUCUUCUUUGAGCAAAAUCAGGACUUCAAUUAUGGCAAAAACAUCCUAUAGAAGACAAUCACAAUCUCGAAGGGACAAUGUUGGAUGUAUGUGGGGUUUGAUAGCUCAAAAGUUCCUUUCAGAUAAGAAACAUGGGAACAUCAGAAAUGCUGGCAGUGGAUAUUCGAAAAUCAAACUUGAUUCACUUAGAAAUUUCCAGAAUAGACACAAAGGCAGUCUUGUUGAUGAAAUCAGAGAAGAUCAGGUUGAUUUGGGUAAAAUGAGUGUGAAAGUACAUAUGGAGGAAGAGAUGUUUCAAUGUCCCCAAAAGAAGAUUACAAACGAAGAAGCACAAAGAGUAACAUCUAAAUUGCAAAAUGAGUUCCAUCCUGAGAAAAAUUAUAAGAGAAGCGAGAAAUUGAAGGUAAUUUCAGAUGCUCAGAUGAACAAUCUGGCUGAUUCUCCUGGCUUUGUUGGUCAUCAGUCUGAUAGUAUGGAUCUAACUGAAAAAUCUUUGCUCAACUUUGACCUUGCUUCAUUUUUGAUAGAGUUAUACAGUUAUACAUGUCAAGAAAUUCAUGCAGAAUCGAAAAAAAAGUUUUACUUUCUUCCUGCCUCAGGAAGUAUUGGUCAAAAGAUUGAUAGCCAUCUUGAUGAACUUGAUGAUCAUCUUGAUCAAAAGAUCUCUUUCUUUCAAAAGACACUAGCAGAUGUUGCGCAGGCCAUUAUAAGUCAGAAGUCAAUGGUUGAAAACCAACUUGAUGGACGAUGCAUUAUCCAUUCCAAAGAAUUCAUCAAUGCAUUAUACACCUUGAAUUCAGACAAGGAGUUGUUUCUGAAGCUUCUUGAAGAUCCAGAAUCACUUUUGCUUAAACAUAUACAAUGUCUUCACAUUACUCAGGUAGGGAAAGUAUCCAAACUGGAAUCAGAUAAAUGUUUAGAGAAUGUUCAGUCAUCAGGGGAACAGGAUCAUAGUAAAGGGAAAUGCGAAGAAUCAAACAGAAAUCAAUUGUUCCACAAACAGAAAAAAUACAAGUUUUCCUGGAAGAAAGUCAAGUCAAUGGGAACAUCCAACGAAAGUCCAAGUUCCAAUGGUUUAAACAGAAUUGUUGAUCUGAAGCCAUAUGCAGUACGAAAUCAAAAUUGUUCUGUUAUAAGUACAAGCACUUCAACUCGAUCUCAUGAUGUUCCAAUGCAUGAUAAAGACAGAUUUCAUUUUUCCCUUCAAGAAAUCAAAAGAAGACUCCGGCGUAUAAUUGGUGAGAGCAAAAAAUCACGACACAUAAUAUCCAUGGAUGGUAUUCUUCACAAAAUUCCUGUUGCUACAUGUAAAAUGAUGAAUAGUGAAACAACGAUAUCGGGCUCAGCAAGCAGUUCUUCUUUUGAUAUUACAAAGCUAUCUGGAUGUUAUUCCAUUGACAAGAGAAAAGAUGAGAAAAACAAUUCAGAACAAUGUAAAGUUAAAAUCAACAGUUGUGUUUCUUCCUCGAGAUCACAGUCUUUGAUAUAUGAAGAAGCCAAGAAGCAUCUUGCUGAGAUGCUAGACACCAAAGUAGACAGUUUGCCUAAGGUCCAAGUUUUAGAAUCUUUGGAGAGAGUACUUUCUCUCUCAAGAUUCAAUGAAUCAUGUCCUAUAUCCAAUCCUCAAAGAGACAAUGAGCUCGCUAUGCCACCUGAGGAGACAGGAGAUUCCUCCUUACAACACUUGAAGCAAGAAGGUGCUGCCAAUACUUUAGGCCAGUCAAGAGCAAAGUUGGAUUUUUCAUCUUGCUCUCUGAGCAUACCAACUGAUGUUUUACAGUUCAUUGUCUUAAAUACAGAUCUCAUUGAUACCAAUAUGCAGGACAUAUCAUACAUUGGAGAAGACUUGAACAACAAAGGAAGCAGAGAGAUCCUGGGAGCAGCUGCUACCAAGAGCAUUGCGAACAUUAAGCAGAUGGAUGUACCAUUGGAGACAAAUGAGCCAAUUGUUGUAAGUAAAAUAUGUGAAGAAGAAGAAGAGUCUUAUACAUUACAAGAAAUGGGUUCAUCUGAAGAGAGGUCACUAACCCUGCCAAGUUCCUUUGUUGGAGAAAAUUCAUCAGAUUCUGAAAGCACCACUGAAAAACCAGAUCAACCAAAUUCAGUAUCCAUUCUUGACACAUUCUUGUCGGAAGAUAUUACCAGCCCCGAGUCCUCUAAACUAGAACACUAUGUCAUGCAAAAACAAAAUCGACGAGUUAGUUAUGAAGACAGUGACAAUUAUUUGAGAAUUAUAACCUUGCCAGAUGUGAAGGACAGAGAUCGUCUUCAUGUCAAUCAAGCUAUGUAUGAUUAUAUAAGAGUUGUCUUGGGAGCCUCAGGCCUGAUGAACGAACUCUUAGAGAGAUGGGAUGUAACAGACCAUUUACUCGAACCAUCUUUGUUUGAUGGAGUGGAGAUCUUUUCUUUCUUCCCGCAAGACAAUUCUAAGCUUCUCUUUGAUUGCAUCAAUGAAGUCCUUGUCGAGAUACAAGAGAAGUUUUCAAGUUAUACCCCAGGGCUAUCUUUUAUCAAGCGAAAAUUUCUGCCUGCUCCUCUGGGGGAAAGCUUAAUUCAAGAAGUUUAUAAGGGUGUUGAUCGGCAUCUUCAUUUGCAGUUCCUGAACACAUUAGAUCAAAUAAUAAAUAAAGAUUUGGAGCAUAGAAGUUGGAUGAACCUCCAAUCUGAAACCAAGAACAUGACGUGUGAGAUAUGCGAUUCCAUCUUAGAUGAUCUAAUCGAAGAAACUGUUUACGACAUGUGGCUUUGAACUCCAGGUUCUUUGGGCAUUUCAUCUUUUUAUAGUACACACAAAUGUAUGCAGUUAAAGUUGUUACUGGAAUCUGAUUGGAAGACCUCUAGGAUCUCUAGCAAAGACUCGGGUGUUUUUCACCCAUGUCAGUUAGAGGUUCACACAUAGCCACCUCAUAGUUAUUUGUACUUCUAGGUUCUUCUUUUAAUGCAGAUUGUUGUGAAGAUUGAAAGGAGUUGAAGUGUCUGUAAUUACUUUUGUAAGUAAUACCAUUGGCAAUAAUCUGGAAAUACCUGGAGUUGGAGUUACUACCUAAGAUUUCCUCCAAGAACACCAGUGCCAGCUGUAUAUUGGUUUAGAAACAUACAUUUAUUACAAAUUAUGAGUUGAUAUGUGCUUUUUGUU
Musa acuminata AAA Group (dessert banana) is the source of this 3846-nucleotide messenger RNA. RefSeq lists its product as uncharacterized. The record is from RefSeq and is a predicted model, not a curated record. Lineage: Eukaryota; Viridiplantae; Streptophyta; Magnoliopsida; Zingiberales; Musaceae. The coding region runs from base 742 to 3459 and encodes 905 amino acids. The transcript has 8 exons.